Molecule: messenger RNA, 1391 nt
Organism: Zingiber officinale
Lineage: Eukaryota; Viridiplantae; Streptophyta; Magnoliopsida; Zingiberales; Zingiberaceae
Product: ELMO domain-containing protein A-like
Exons: 10
Coding region: 166-1134 (322 amino acids)
Source: RefSeq, a predicted model, not a curated record
ACCAGCAAAUUUGGUUCUUCGUUUCUUUUCGAUCACCUUGCUUUGCUUCUUCAUUCUUCUCCCUUCUCCAGAUUCUUGCUAGGGUUGAAGGAAAGGUGCUCCUCCCGUUCGCUAAAGGUACCGUAACUUUGCUGCUACAUCGGAACCACUCAGGUAGGUCUGACGAUGGCAGCAAAAGCUAUUAGAAGACGCAUAAGAGAUGUUGGUGUAGAUGAAGGAAGAGAUGAGGAUGAAGAAACGUCAGUGUCUGAUACCCUGAAUGAACCUCUUCUUGAAAAACAUAAUCAAUAUGAUGGUUAUUCUGAGCUGAAAUACCGGACAAGGAAGCAAGAUAUCACUGAUGGCAGGAAGGGAAAAUGCCAGUGUUGGACAUACUUCUUGUCACAAUCCAUUUCUCACUGGGCACACUGGAUAGCGAAUGUUGUUUUUGGCUUUCGGGCACUUGUAAGGAGAUUCUUUCAUCAGCCUACUACGGGACACCAAAUAAAGGGUGAAAAAAGAAUUUCAAUAAUUCUUAAUCCCUUGCAGGAAGAGAGGUUGGGAAAUUUAAGGCAGAGAUUGGAUGUCCCUUUUAAUAGCUCUAGUGUGAAUCACCAGGACGCUCUUAGAGAACUCUGGAAACUGGCUUAUCCUAACAGAGAACUUCCUUCUCUUAAAUCAGAAUUGUGGAAGGAGAUGGGCUGGCAAGGUUCAGAUCCUUCAACAGAUUUCAGGGCUGGUGGGUUUAUGUCAUUGGAAAAUCUUAUCUAUUUAGCCAAGAACUACCCUAAUUCUUUUUGGAGGCUAUUACACAAGCAAGAUGGAAGGAGAGCUGCGUGGGAAUACCCAUUUGCUGUAGCUGGAGUCAACAUUACCCAUAUGUUGAUUCAAAUGUUGGAUUUGCAAUCAGGAAACAGAACUUCAAGAAGUGGAUCUUACUUCUUAAAGCUUCUUGAAGAAGAUGAGAUGGCAUUUGAUAUGCUUUAUUGUGUGGCAUUUCAGAUACUGGACAUUCAGUGGCUGGAAAAACGAGCUACUUAUAUGGAAUUCAAUGAAAUAUUGAAAUCCACUAGAGUGCAGCUGGAGCAAGAGCUUUCAUUGGAAGGCAUUUCCAGUAUAAAAGAUUUGCCAUCCUACAAGUUGUUGAGUGUAUAACAUUCUUGUGAUAAACCACAGGCAAUUAUUCCCAUUAAUAGGUGUGCUACGACUUCUUUAGUUGAUUUUCAGUAAAACUCCUUAAGCAUUCUCAAGAACAUUGUAUCUACUGAAAUGAACAAACAUAUCAUAAACAAUUUGUUCGUAGGCUUAUUUUUUAACUGAAAUGUACCAUGUGGGUUGGAUAUCUGGUUCUCGUGGUAUCUUUUUCCCCCUUUAAAUGUCAUUGUUGGUUUGUUAAAUUCCGUUUAAAUUCU